Ochotona princeps (American pika) is the source of this 1734-nucleotide messenger RNA. RefSeq names its product BTB domain containing 16 (gene BTBD16). The coding region runs from base 145 to 1659 and encodes 504 amino acids. The transcript is spliced from 15 exons. The record is from RefSeq and is a predicted model, not a curated record. NCBI's taxonomy places the organism in Eukaryota, Metazoa, Chordata, Mammalia, Lagomorpha, Ochotonidae.
AAACCUGGAUCAUUUCCCCAGUCUAAUCUUUUCCACGAUGUUUUGAAGAGACCCUGGAGAAAUUCAUCAAAAAUUCCACUCGUGGCUGUUUUUGACUUUCAGAUCCUCAACUUUCCCUUGUAACCUUUGCUGCCAUUCAUAAGAAUGUUGAAUCCGUACAGAGACCGGCUGGAACGGCGCAUCGUUGGCUCAACCAACCGUUGGCGGUUACCCAAACAGCCGUUCGGCGGGGACCUGUUGGCACUUUCCCAGAUGUGCAAGGCUUUGGGGCUGGACUUUGAUGAGAUUCUGAAGAACCCAGACAGGUUAUGUUUCUCUGACAUUCAGGACCUCUUCUCGCAGAGUUUCAAGAACAAUUCCAUCCAAAGCAGAGAGCCAGAUGUGAUACUUGAGUGCAUGGGCUCCAAGUGGGAACUGCACCAGUCCCAGCUCUCUCAGUCGGAGACCUUGACCAAGCUCUACCUGGCGGCCCUCGCACAAGAGGCAGCAAGCUCCCGGAAGGAGGUGGAGAGGCUCCUGCGAGAUCAGUUGCCCAGAAAGAUCAAAGAGAGGUCCCCCGUGAAGAAGAUGGCCAUUUGCCUGAAGAUCAAUGACCCGGCGGUCACCAGAGCUGCCUUUGCCACAGCACUGAAGCACCUCUACUUGAGUGAGGUGGAGAUUGACCUGAACGACGUGCUGGGGGUGUUGGCUGCAGCUCACAUCCUGCAGUUCAGCCGCCUGUUUCAAAGGUGUGUGACCAUGAUGAUGAAUGGACUCACUUCGAGCACUGUCAAGAACUUCUACCUGGCUGGCUGCAAGUACAAAGAGGAGCAGCUCAUCAUCGCUUGUGAGAAGUGGCUGGAAAUGAACUUGGUUCCCCUGGUGGGAACACAGGUACACCUCCGGAAGAUCCCACAGGAGCUGCUGCACAAAGUGCUCAAGUCCCCCAGGUUGUUUACCUUCAGUGAAUUCCAUCUCCUGAAAACCACACUUCUCUGGGUCUUCCUGCAACAAAACCAAAAAACCCAGAUGGUUCCCAACUAUGAAGCCAUGCAGACUUUUUUCAGCAGCUUUCCCAAGAACUGCUGUUUUCUGGAGCAGGAUGCAGGACACAGCCUAAUGCCUCUCUUCCUCUGCUUACGCCUGUACAACAUCACCAGUGGCAAGGAUCUGGAGAUGUUAAGGUGCCUUAACUUCUUCCCGGAGUCCUGGCUGAUGCGUAUUACUGCCAGCCAUUACCAAGCGCUGGAGAGUGGGGGCGACAUGGCCCAUCUGAAAGAUCUGGCCACCCAGGCUGUGAGAUUUGGACUGCUUCUUAACCAGCAGUACACGACUCAAUCAAAAAUGAUAGCUGUCUACGGAUUCUUCUUUGAGAUAAAGGGAUUCAAACAUGCCACCAACUCUUACAGUUUUUAUAUGCAGAGAAUGAGGCACACCGACAUGGGGCUGUCUACCGUGGUCUGCGAGUGCAGCCCCAUUAGCCUGCGGGCCGAGCGCCUGGUGAAGUAUGAGAUCCGAGCCCAGACCCUGGUUGAAGGGAAGUGGCAGGAAUUCCGCACGAAUCAGAUCACACAGAAGUUUGGCCUCACCAAGCCGUCCCGCAAGAGCCACACCCUAAAAAUCCAAACUGCAGGCACCCCAAUCUAUGCAACUUUUGCUUUCAUCUUUCCGGUGUCUUGAGAAUUUCCAGAAGAAUCUAUGAGACCUUUGCCUUACCAGACUUCAUAAAAGGAAAAUAAAACAACAUAAGACGGA